AUGAAGAAGCGUGUCCGCAAGUCCAUCACAGGAAAAUCGACUUCUCGCAAACGCCGGAAAUCCCAAUUCAGCACGCGAUACCCUCAACCCGACGAGCGGGAACACCUGGCGGCCACUUUCGAGAGAUUCAUAGAAGCAGGCAAGGACAGUUGGCCCGUCGACGAAGUGGUGAACCACCGCCGCGGCCCCAGAAAUACUUUGCGGUACCUCGUGAAGUGGGUCGAUCAUCCCGAGACUGGCGAGGUCUAUAAACCAACCUGGGUAUCGGGAGACGGAGUCACAACCGAUCUGGUCGAAGCCUACUGGGCAGGAAAGAACGCAAGGAGCAGGGAGAUCGCAGAGAGUAGGGAGGGCUCAGAGAGUCGAGAGCACGCCGAGAGUGAAACGAUCGUGGGAAGCAACAACGAAGUCAGACGCUCGCCGCGACAGACAACUAGUCCGGCCGGGAAACAGCUCGAGAAUCGGACACCAAGACAAACAAGUGCGCCUUGUUCGCUUGCGGACUCGUCAAGCGAACCACAGUCCCAGUGGGGACAAGCAAGAAUUGUCACUCGGAGUCUUUCGAACACAGAGGCUUCUAUUUCCCCUUCGUCAAGAAGCGAUCAAAGCAAAGUCGCCGUCGACACUAUUACAUUAGCGCAAAGAGGGCACUGUUCAGAGGCUAGCUCUGAUAGAUCUUUGGAGCCAUCACCUCCGCCAGGAUCAACGCCGGAACCACAGCUAGAAGAGCGUGAGUUCGAGUUCGAACCCGGGCCUGUGUCAAUAUCGGAAACAGACUUGGAGCUAGACCCAAAGCCAACACCAGGACCAGAGUCUGGGUCUGAAUCAGAGCGAGAAUCUCCUCCAGAUUUAGGGUCGGAGCCAGACCCAAAGCCAACACCAGUACCAGAUUCUGGGUCCGAAUCAGAGCGAGCAUCUCCUCCAGAUUUAGGGUCGGAAACUGAUCCAGAAUCUGUCAUAGCAUUAGAGCAGGAAGGAGAGCUAGAGACAAGCUCAAGGCCGGAAUCCGAGUUCUCAACUCCGCCAGAUCCAAUUUCAGAGCCAGAACGAGAAUCAACCAGAAGCCCCAGUCGAUCGCACAGCAACCAAGCAACCGAAUUCCACGCACCUAUAUCGCAGCACUCUUCCCGCAGACCUAGUUAUUCCUUAAUUACCCCCACUCCCCCGUUGGAGGGUUUGCAACAAGAGCGUCAGCGUGGGCCAGCGCUCGACUCAACGCGGCCUCGAAGACUUCCUGCUAGACAGACCGAAGAGCCGCACGCACCAACUAGUGCUGCAUCUCCAUCGCGACGGAGACAAUACCGAGCGUCCUCUGAGCCGCCUGCUGCUGAUAACGCCUUCGCCGAAGAAUCAAGUGUCAAUUUUGCCGGUUCAUCUUCGACUCUGGUUCCAGGAAGCUCGGAGUUUCACUCGCCCGGUUUUCUGCCGCAAGAACGCAGUCCAUCCACAGAGAAAUCCCGGCGUUUCUUCAACCCCACGUAUAGACCUACCUUUGUGGCAGCAGCACUUCUUGCUGCAAGAUCAAGAUUUGACUUAAGUUCCUUUUCUUACCUAAUGGACCCCUCGGUCGACCCGAUUGUUGGCCUACCGGGAAUGCAACCCCUUGAGCCGGGAAGUGUUCCUAGCGGAGCGGCCGAAAUGUCGUUUUUUGAUGUUAGUGCGCUGCCAAUUCAAAACUCCAUAGAGGAAGAAGAACAAACAUCCAACGGGGAGCAGUUCUCGUCGGAUUCCAAGGCAAGCUCGAGUCAGCAAUCUGUCGAAAACGAACGGGAUGUGCCUCAAGUGGCUGGACUCGUUCCCCCUAGCCUUCCUAUUCUUGGCCCGGCAGAAUACGCGUUGGCGCUUCCCUGCGAGGGCAAGAUACAGUCAAUCUACUCGGACAUUAUCAAAGACAAGGAAAAGUCCAUCAAGAAGUUUCUUAGUAGACACGAAUCCGUGGGUUCUUCAAACGGGUCUCCUGCUCGGACCCAAGAAAGAAACGAAAUGAAUGAACUGGUCCAGCGUCUACACGACACUGUCACGCACAUGGAUCUCGGCUUACCUGGAAUACCUACUCAGUAUCCUGACGAAUCGCAGGAACAUGCGGCUUAUGCAAACUAUGCCGGCUCGAAAUUCUCCUUUCUUGGACAUCUUGUUGAACUGUUCAAGAACAUCGGGUGCUCGAUAAUUAUCAUGGCUCGAGAAGGACCAAUACAAGAUCUGCUUGAGGGUUACCUUAAGAUGAAGCACGUCGCAGUGAAGCGCCAGGACCGAAUGGCUCGUUCGAAGUCAGCAACCCCAGAUCGGAUUAUUACUGAUUUCCAGGUUGAACUGCUGAGCACCGGGUCGACGCAUCAAGUAGCCAUCUACAGCAGGCCUAUCUUGAUGAUUGCCUUUGAUUCUUCUUUCGACUCUCAAGAUCCUCAGGUUGCACGAAUCCGCUCGCAUUUUUCUGAAAAGCGUCCUUCACUCCUGCCUGUACUUCAUCUACUGGUUGCAAACUCGUCCGAACACGUCGAACGCUGUCUACCAAGGAGCAUGCCAUCGACUGUGAAGCUGAAAGCGCUGGUUCGAGCUACUUAUCAAGCUUGGCCAAAUCUGGGGGGAAAGCCGACCUAUUUACCACGUCCGACAGAUCAACCAGAGGGCAGACCCAUGGAUGUUUCCGACCUCCAGCGGGGCAUUAGAAAGAGCCCUGAGCGGAAGCUUGCGAAGCUUGCCAGUAUAGUUCUGCAGGCCGCUAUCUCACCAGACUUUGAUAAAAACUGGAGCCUGAGUCUAAUGCCCGAGCUCCAGUUGACAGAGUAUGCGGAGACGCCCGCGAAACGCAGCGGGGUGACCACCAGGGCUGAGACGCCAAGGGAGGCUUUGGCUCGAUCUAGGACCCCCCUGUCACGUUCCGGCACUCCAUCGGGCAAGAAGCGCUUGCUGGAUGUCGACGGUUUCCUCCCCGCGCUGCAAAAGCGACAACGUCUCACGCCUCUUCGAGAUUCGGCCGAGGCGAGCAACAAAAUUGAUACGACCUACCAAGUUGCACAACUUCAGGAUCAGAUCAAGAAGCUGGAGGCAGAGCUGGGAAUGGAAAGGGUGGGGCGACAAAAUGCAGAGCAGGAUAGAGAGAAUGCACACGAACAGCUGGCGCAGUGGAAACAAGACCAUGCUGGUCUGCAACGCCGUUACGAGAAACGAAUGACGAAAUGUCACGAACUGGAACGUCAAAACAAGAACAUCUUGAAAACCAUUGAAAGUAAUAAAACAAGAAACGAAAAAUUUGCAGAGGACAAUCUCGCUCUUAAGCAGAAGAAUGCCGAGCUGCAGAAAGAACUUGCUGCUGCACGCGCAGAGAUCAAGGCUGGAGGUGGCGACGCGGCUGCUGUGGAGGCUGCGAGAGAAGAAGCUCGCACCCUCCUUGCGAAGAAUACCGCGCUAGAAAGGUCUCUCGAGAACACCCGCAAAGAUUUUGAAUUUACCCGGACUCAAUACCAGGAGGCAUCGAACAAAGCUGCAGAAUUUGCAAACCAGGUAACGGACUUGGAAGGAGAUGUUGCAAAACUGAGCCAGCAAGCUGGCACCGAGAAGCGGCGUCUGAAGGAGACCAACUACCAGAACAGCAUCAAGCAACAUCUCGCCAAGAUAGCCGAAAUGGAACUCGAACGCAAGUCGCGCGACACGCUUCUGCGAAAGCUGGAAGAGGAGAAUCGCCACUUGAGGCGAAACCGCGGCAUUCAGACUCGUGGGUCCAGUGUGCAACCGCCAGGCAGCCCAGGGCUGGACGGACACAGUGGCAGAGGUACGAGAAGUCGGCAGGGAAGCCCCGCGCCUGGGUUGUUUGCGAAUUCGCAUCAUAACAGCGUGGCGAGCAGAGGUAGCUUAUUGAGACACGAGCGGUAG
Fonsecaea multimorphosa CBS 102226 is the source of this 3870-nucleotide messenger RNA. RefSeq lists its product as uncharacterized. The coding region runs from base 1 to 3870 and encodes 1289 amino acids. Gene Ontology annotation, cellular component: HDA1 complex. Lineage: Eukaryota; Fungi; Ascomycota; Eurotiomycetes; Chaetothyriales; Herpotrichiellaceae. The transcript has 2 exons. The record is from RefSeq and is a predicted model, not a curated record.